Dovyalis caffra is the source of this 753-nucleotide messenger RNA. The record is from the annotation of a GenBank genome assembly. Lineage: Eukaryota; Viridiplantae; Streptophyta; Magnoliopsida; Malpighiales; Salicaceae.
AUGGUAGAUCCAAUGGACGGGUUUGAUUCAAAAUUGAUCAAAGAGAUUGAGAAACAUGAUAACAAUGAGAUAUGUGAAUCAUCUUCUGAAACUGAGAUUGAUGAGUACAUCAUGCUGCAUUCGGCCCAUAAGAAUCACCUCUUUGGACGCCAGAAGCCUCUUCAAUUGGUUCUUGGCGGUGGCAAACAUGCCAAUAUCAUACUGUGGCGAAACACGCAGAUCUCAACACGCAUUUUUGCCGGUGUCACAGUCGUAUGGUUUCUGUUUGAGUGCAUAGGUUAUCACUUGCUCACUUUUGUUUGCCACUUUCUUGUUCUAUCAUUGGCAACGAUCUUCCUGUGGUCCAACGUAGCCUCCUACAUCAAUGUGUCGCCCCCGAAUCUCCCAGAGGUUACCCUGCCAGAUGAACUGUUUGCGAGUUUCCUUCUUUUGCUAAGGGGUGUCAUUAACCGUGCAUGUACAACCUUCCAGGAUGUAGCUUCUGGGAAGGAUUUGAAGAAGUUUCUUAAGGUGAUUGUGGUUUUGUGGGUUCUCUCUGUUAUUGGCAGUUGGUUCAGUUUUCUGACCUUGCUAUACUUAUUGUUUGUAAUGCUAAUGACAGUGCCAGUGCUGUAUGAGAAAAAUGAACAUGCUGUGGACAUUUAUGCUGAGAAGUUGUGGUCUCAAGUGAAGAAGCAGUUAGCUGUCUUGGAUGAAAAUGUUCUUCAAAAGAUCCCAGUAUUUGGCUCUGAGAAGGAUCAUAAGCAGCAUUAA